Messenger RNA from Lethenteron reissneri (Far Eastern brook lamprey), 7220 nucleotides. RefSeq names its product GA binding protein transcription factor subunit beta 1 (gene GABPB1). Lineage: Eukaryota; Metazoa; Chordata; Hyperoartia; Petromyzontiformes; Petromyzontidae. Gene Ontology annotation, cellular component: nucleus. Gene Ontology annotation, biological process: positive regulation of transcription by RNA polymerase II. Gene Ontology annotation, molecular function: transcription cis-regulatory region binding; protein binding. The record is from RefSeq and is a predicted model, not a curated record.
GCCGCGCACAGCCGCCAUGUGCUUCCGGUGGAAUCUCUUCCGGACGAAGUCUCUCGAUUUUUUAUUCUUAUUCGUCUUUAAACAUUAAAAAAGGGGAAAACAUUAACGCGUAUAUGUCGAAAACGACUGCGGUUUUACUUCGGUAAAACGAGAAGCGGGGUUGGAUUGUCAAGGCGUAGACGCGAACGGAUUAUAACGCGUCGAACGCAAGACAACAAAAGCCGUCAAGGGAUUUUUUUGUGGACAUUUAUAACAAAACUUAACAGCGUGGGGGGGGGGAUUCUACAUAAAUAAUACAUUUGGGGGGGAGGGGAGAAACACAAGGCGUCGUCGUCUUCUUCACAGUGGCCACCACCGCUUCGCGAAGAUGUCGCUGGUGGACUUGGGCAAGCGCCUGCUCAUGGCGGCACGGAAUGGGGAGGAUGAUGAAGUCCGUUCCCUCAUGACAAAUGGCGCGCCAUUCACUACUGACUGGUUGGGAACAUCGCCAUUGCACCUGGCGGCACAGUAUGGACACUACACAACGGCGGAGGUGCUGCUGCGUGCCGGUGUGAGCCGUGAUGCCCGCACCAAGGUGGACAAGACGCCACUGCACAUGGCCGCCUCGGAGGGCCACGUUAACAUCGUUGAGCUGCUCAUCAAGAAUGGGGCGGAGGUGAAUGCGAAGGACAUGCUGAAGAUGACGGCGCUUCACUGGGCUGCGGAGCAUGGCCAUCGUGCCGUCGUGGAGGCGCUAGUGCGCGGAGCUGCUGACACGCACACACUGAGCAAAUUUGACAAGACAGCACUUGACAUCGCCGCUGACCGGGGGCACGCCAACCUUCUAUCCAUCCUGCAGGAGGCCAUGGCCAACCAAGUGAAUACAAAUCCACUAGAGCGUGCUGGCAGCAUGGGCAUUCCCGUGUCAUCCCCACAAAUCAUCUUCAGCCCCAGCGGGAUGAUGAACAUAGCAGGCCUUGUGUCUGCAUCCAACACCAAAGCAGCCACUGAAAGCGCAUCCCAGAGUGUACAGUUCAGCAGCUCAUCUACAUCGGUGCUGGCCACACUGGCAGCUCUAGCUGAGGCCUCCGCACCGCUUACAAGUUCUCCCAACACAACUGUGGUGUCAUCGGCACAGGAGACUUGGACGUGGCUGGAAUCCCAGGGCCUGGUGGCCUCACAGGCUCAGACUGUAGGCACAGACGGGUGCACCUCUACCUUCACAGUCAGUGAAGGUGGGAAGCUCUCGCUUAAUUGGGGCAACAAGCAGCAGGGAGUGGUGGCAGAGGAGGUGGUUACCACGGAAACUGAUGCGGUGGAUGCUGCCAUACAGCAGGUGUCAGGGGUUGGAGGCCAGCGAGUCAUCACCAUCCUAGCGGAUGGCGUUCAGCUGGGCAACCUACAAGCGGCGCUUAGUGGAGGCAGCAUGGGCCAGCCUAUCCUGCUGGCCAUGCACAAUGGGCAGCAAGUGUUGGCUGUCCCUGCGGGACACAUGACAACGGAGACCACCAACGAACCAUGUGAGGAGCUGAGGGAGCCACCGAUCAAGAAAUUGUGCACUACCCCUGUAAACAACCACAAAGCGGGCAUUUCCAAGAGUGUCAAGAAGGUGGCUGAGAUGGAGCAUGGAGGUUCCAGUGGGGCCAUGCAACCAAGCCUGGACAAAGAGCUGCUGCAGAAACAGCUAGCGGAGGCUAACCGUAAAGCACAGGAGUUCCGUCAACAGCUGUUGGAGAAAGAACAGGAGGCAGAUGCAUACCGUGCCAAGCUGGAGGCCAUGGCGAAUGUGCAUAAUGGAAAAGGUGUGGAAAGCGCACCCACCGCAAACAAGGUAGCUACUGCUACUCCUUCCCCAACCACUGCCUCAAAUUCCAUCCCUACCAGUAGCUGUGAGGCGGUCAUCUUGCAGAAUGUGGUGCAGGUGACGGUGGAGGAUGAGGAACCAGUUUCCCUGGAAGAUAUGGAAACUAAUCCGGUUGAUAAUCUUGAACCGGUCACGGUGGAGAGCAUGGAACCAGUUACUGUAGAGAAGGUGGAACCUGACACGGUAGUUGAUGUGGAAUCGAUUACUGUGUUGACAGUAGAAGCAGACUCUGCAGAGAGCCUGGAAGCAGACAUUUUAGAGAAUGUGGAACCGGUCACUGUGGAGAAUCUUGACCCACUCCUGGAGGAGAGUAUGAAACCAGAGUCGACUGAAAAUGUGGAACUGGUUGUUGAGGAUAAUGAGGAACAGGAUCCAGUCUUGAUGGAGAACAUGGAACCAGUUGCUGUAGAAGAUGUGAAACCACUUACUAUAGAGAGCGUGGAAUCUGUCGCCGUGGAAAGUGUGGAAUCUGUCGCCAUGGAAAAUGUGGAAUCGGUAACCCUGGAAAGUAUCGAAUCCAUCACCAUUGAGAGCAUGGAACCAGUAAUAGAGAGUGUGGAAUCGGUCACUUUGAAGGGGGUGGAAGCUGUUAACGUUGAGGGCGUGGAACCAAUUACUUUGGAGGAAGCACCGGUUGUGCUGAUGACGAUGGAGGAGCCUGCUGUGACGGUGACGCAAGAGGAGGAGGAGCCGAGGAACAAGGAGACUCUAGAGGCAUGUGGUGACAUAGCCCCACAGCAAUAUGAGGCCACCCAGACAGAGUCUGAAGUUGCUGGGAAAGGCAGUAAUGAAGACGGGCAGGCGUACGAGGGAGCCGUGGACAUUAAGACUGACCCUGAGACCGAGGAAACAAUGGACACCACCACGGCCAUGCUGGUGGUUGUGGAAGAGGCCACUGUUAAUCUAGAAGCCAUCACAGUCGUCAAAGAAUAAAGUCCCAUUUUAUAUUUUUUACAGCUACGAAUAUACAUACAGGACACUUUUUUAUGUUCUUAUCGACCUGAGAACAAGUGAGUUGGCAAUUGGUGAUUUACAGGUGGUACGGCCAGAUGGUUGACAUACCGGUUUGAUUCAGUCACUGCAGUGAUGCAUGCUGCUUUUGAGACUCAUGAUAGAACUACCAUGAAUUAUACCAUAUGCUGCAGGUCUUGGAUCAAAUCAGUUUUUUAAAGGAGACUGCAAAAUGGUUGAGAAAAAUAAUGACAUGAUACACAUCAAAGUCCUUCAGUUGUCUUUGUUUUAAUUGCAGAAUUAAAAAGUUUAGUUCCAUGACAGGUUCUAGUGUACAUUGAUGAAAACAUCAAUUAUUGUGAGCCCCACCGUGCCUUAAACACAUGCCACAUGUAUGCGCUUACAAUGUGUUUUUCAUACUUUUGUUUCAGAUUUAAUUUCUUCCACUGAAGCACUACAAGUGCUACUUACAAUAAAUAUAUAAGGUAUAUUAUGCUACAAAACUGAUUUUGAUGAAAUUGCAUUUUAAACACCAUUUUGAGAUCCAAGACUGUCGUAUGUAAACCUGGUUAUGUGCAACCUCCAAUGAAAAUAUCACCAAAAAAAACACAUUGCUGUAUCACAACUUCCAUUCAGACUGGAGCAACUUUUUACUCGACUCGGUUAUCCACCGUGCAAUUCGCACAAGGCUUAAAAGAGAAUUACAUAAAGCUUAAUUUAUGGAGAAAGCCUGUAAAAACAGGUGAGUUUUAAGACAUUAUUUAAAAAGUGUAACACUCAGAUUCCCUAAUGGACUGAGGAGGAGAAUUCCACAAUCGUGGAGCUUGGCUGCAAAAAUCUCCAUCUCCCAUAGAACAAAGUCUGGUCUGUGGAAUAAUGAGUAGACCAGAAUUAGCAGAUCUAAGUUUUUGCAGUGAAAUAUUAAAUGUGAGCAAUUCAUUCAAGGCCUUAAACAUGAGAAGAAUCUCAAAGUCGAUUCUGUAAUUUACAAAGGGCCAGUGCAGUGAGGACAAUGUGAGUAAUAUGGUAUAUCUGAACUAUAAGUGGCAGCAUCAAUCCCCUGACAAUCAACGGUCGCUGUUAAUCCGCUGCAGCCAAGAGGCACCUUCACCUAGCAGGCACCCUUAUAAAGAGAACCUGCUAGGCUGGGUCAACCUUAUAUAAUCACAUCACAUGUCCAAAUAUGAGAGUUCGUGCAUUAGGCAGCAAACCACGUGUCACUUUCUCAGAGUAGUCUUUGGGUAGACAAAGUAUCCUAAGAACAGCCUUCAUAACUUGGUUUAAUGUGAACAUGGUAAGACUUUACUAUUGUGUCCAGGUGUUCUUGUAGCAGUGAUGUCACAAAUGUUAGCACUGGUAAUACAAAUAUAAAACACUCCUACGAAAACUUAUGUACAAAUUAGAAUGCUAAAUCCUGCUAUUUUGUUUCAAAAACAAAACCUUUGUAAUGUGUUACUCCCGUGAUGAUGUAAUGAAAUGGCAUAAUUAUGACCUCAUUCAAUAGUUUAAAAUUGCAAAACAGGUUUACUUGUAUGCAUAUUUUAUAUAAACAAUCCCAUCAAAUUUCAUCUGAGUUCCGUGAACUUAAAUUGUGGGGCUCUGAAAUGUUCACGCCGUAACAGGUCUUGUUUAUGAUAUUCCCCAUUCCUUACUGAAAAGACCAUCUCUAAGUCUCCACUCGGUUUAAUAAUUCAGUUUUUAUUUUACAAACAUAUCCUAAUGUGCCCAUAAUGUACGAUUCAUUGAGCUACUAGUUAUUUCAUCUUCCAUGUUUGCACCUUCCUAAAUGCAAGUUGGUCUUAUGCGUUGUCAUGAGUCUUAAUAUAAUAUGUACAAUGGCUUCGUACAUAAUUGAAUGUGGUCAGUGCUGGACAUAGAGGUGGGGCUUUCGUCGCUACAUUGUGAAUUCAGCCUAGCAAUGCUACAUCUACACCUUUACCUUUUGAGCACGUGGCAUUCAACUUUAGAGCAUAAACCAGCCUGGAACAUUGUUGAUUUAUCACUGCCUUCUCCACAUCACCAUCAUUGCUUACAUUUAUAGAGCGCCUUUAACCAGCAGGGCGAGUUGCUUUACGACGUUAUGUGGUAAUUGAGUACUCCUGUAUUCCAGAGUGGUAUGUUUUCUAGUGAUUUUUUUUAGGUUUAUGGUUUUCAUAGCCAAAUGCAGUGGUGUCUUCACCAGUGUUUGACUCGGCUACAAAAAAAAAAACUUCCAACAAGAACAUGUUUUUUAUUUGUUUGAUAAUGUAGCUACUUUAUUCAUUUAUCAAUGUAUCGUGUAUUACAUUUCUUACUUGGAGUCAUUACAUGUUGGUUAUUCUCGUGUAUCUUUUAUUUUUUCUAAUUUGGUCGUCCAUGUAUAGUUUGGACCAAAAUUUGUAUUUGUCAAUUGAGCAGCAUAUUGUGGUGCUUGUUACAUAAUCAAAUGACACCUCUCCCUACCCCACUCCCAAAAUAAGCUGAAAUAUGUUAACUUUAGGUCACUAGUUGCGAUUAGGAUUUUUUUGGCAUGUACCUUGAGUUAUCAUAUAUAAACAGUUUUUUUUACAAGUAAUGUUGCUGUUAAUUCAGGAUGCAUCCAUCACAUGCUUGAGAACAUUUAAGAAAUACAUAGAUAAAAUGAAUGGCUGUUGAACCACAGGUUUGGUAAAUCAAGGGUUGGUUAUAUAUGCAAACUAUUUCAAUCUGAAAUGUCUUUCAACGGCCCUUAAAGGUUCGAAAUGUAUACAUCUGUAAAAUGUUCAAGCAUGUACAAUCUGCUGGAAAGUGGAAUACUACAUUUCUUGCAGACAUGUUUGUAAUGUCUCACGUGACGCCAUACACCUCCCUCUCAACUUUGAAAAGGAAUUACGAGGGCAUGAGAAAGGCGAGGCUGUAAGUCACAUUGAAACUGCAUAUUAACUGUAGCGAGGAGUGGUGUUAAAGAGGAUGCAUCAUGUUGUAAUUUGAAAUACAGCCUAUCCAUACAAUUAGAAUUGAUCCUGUUUUGUAUUAUUUGUAUUAUUUUAUUGUCGUAUAGUUUUAUUCUCUUAGACUAAAUGUAACAGCAUAUCAUAUGCAUAGUAAUUUUAUAAAUCGCAGCUAACCAACUGGGAAAGUGCCCAAUUUGAUGCAUGUAUGAUGAGCAUAAGUAUAUAUUAGAAUGUAUCCAUCAUUACAUGCCUGCUAGAAACUAAAUGCCAAUUGGAUGCAAGCUUUCACUGACAUUCAAAAGUCUACUGCCAUGCUUAUCCCGCCAAACGCUUGAAAAUCAGUUUUCCAAUAGUGGUUUAAAGGUUUCACAAGCCUUGAGUCUCUUCUGUAUUCAUGUUAGAACCACUUUACACACGAAAUAAGGCUACCCAAAACACCAAUAACUCUUGUAACUUCUAGGCUGUCUGUCCCAGGAUGCCGAUUUGAGGUUGAAAAAAAAAACCUUUCGACUGAAUUGAAGCACAGCUGUUGCAUCCUAAUGUAGUCACUGCAAUGGCAUUCAAAUUUUUGGAAGUGGCAUUACUAGAUUACCUGGGCAACGUACCUGAAAGUCACUUCUCAGUCCCUUCUCAUAAGCAAAGUUUCAAACUCGUGUUGUACAGCGCAGGACUAGCAUAUAGGUUAUUUGGAUUGCCUCUACAUGUUCUGGUGCUUUUGUGGUUAAGUAGGUUGGGUUAGGAGAUGAGACUCAAUGACCAUUUUUAAUUUUUGAAAUUUGUCUUACAGAUUAACACAUUUUACACCGAGAAAAUAAAUGUGACUAUAUUACAUCCAGAAUGUAUAAUAAACUCGGAACUCUUAAACAGAUAAAUACAGCAUAACACGUUCCUUCGGAGUGGGCAGGUAGGAACUUGGUUGGACAGCGCAUUUGUGCUCGACAGAGAGCUCGUGGUCACGUGACGCACUUCAACCAAUCCGGGAGCGUACAUGUUUGGGAGGGGCUAUGCACGACAGACAAAUAAUCCUUGGUGGGCAGUGUGGAACUGUUGUUCCUACCUGUAAUAACACUGAGAUUACCAAUGGGAAAAAAAUGCGUAAGUCAUUGUGACAACUAACAAUUCCUCAUGAUAGAUGCUUCACACAUAGAUAACCUGCAACUGCAAAUCCUCAAAGCACAAUACAUUGACUUGUGCCACUCCUUAUGCCAACUUGUCUCUUUCUCAUUCUGGAGCAGAUGGACAAGCAUUUGUAUAUAUGACAGCGAUGUCCAAUGUUCUGUAAUUGCAGCCCCACCUCAAACCGGCUUCCCAUGUCAGUGAAUUGUGUCAACCUUGGUGGGCACUUGGCAGAUGCUGAUGACGGUGUGAAGGCAUGAACUGGUCGGGGCAAUUCCCUGUGAGCUCACGAGGUCAUCGCUGUUGACUAUUGGGCAGUGUUUUUGUACAUUUGUAUAAUACGCUUUCCAGCAAUUUCACAAAUAAAAUUUCGUAACAAAGGUCAUGCACCUCUUUCA